AUGUCAAACCCUAUCACUUUUCUGGUGAGAGUCUUCGAGUUCGUCUCCGAACACAGUGACUUUUUGGAGACGAAGAGCACCGAAAAGGAGGUAGCAUCGCUGGUUUGCGCCGUUGAGAAGAAGAGGGAGUUUCUCAAGGUGGAGAGAGAAAAGGCUGAGAAGAAGAAGAGAGAGGACCUCAAGGCCUCGAAGGAGAGGGGAAAAUCCGACAAGAGGUUGAAGGAAGAGAAGAAAUCCAAAGCCGAAGACACCAACAAAGACAAAAGCACCUCCAGAGUUCCAAACAAAGGUAAUGGCUUGGAUUUGGAGAAAUACUCUUGGACUCAAUCACUUCAAGAGGUUAAUGUUAAUGUUCCGGUGCCAAAUGGAACCAAAUCAAGAUCCGGUCACCUUGGAUACCAAGGAUGGCAAUGA
Molecule: messenger RNA, 414 nt
Organism: Glycine soja
Lineage: Eukaryota; Viridiplantae; Streptophyta; Magnoliopsida; Fabales; Fabaceae
Product: protein BOBBER 1-like
Exons: 3
Coding region: 1-414 (137 amino acids)
Biological process (GO): protein folding
Cellular component (GO): cytoplasm
Source: RefSeq, a predicted model, not a curated record